UUCCGAAAAGCCAUUACCACGUAUUGGAAAAAUAAAUCUUCCUCACACCACGUUAAAUCGACUAAUGCUGCUUCUAAUGAACCUAUAGUACUUGAUAAUAUCAACCAAAAUCAGCCUACAGUUGAUAGUUCAUCUAAUAAGACCUUUGACAGUAGUGCUAGUAAUGAUAAUUCUAUAUUAUCAUCACUAAACACACAAUUGAAAACAGAAACUGUUGAUUUACGUUUUAAUACAACAAGACAAUUUCUCUAUCUUGUCCAGAAAGGGCGUACAAAUAUGGAGCUUUCGGCUUCAAAUAAAUCAGUAUUUGGAGAAAAUAAAUUUAAAUUAGCUAUUCCAAAUUUUAUAAGAUACGUUAGUAGUAUUAUGCCUACUUUUGGAAUUACAAGUAAAAUUAUUAAUGUAGUAGAAGACAGAAAUCAUUUUCUGCAAGAGAUGGCUAGGUUAAGAAAACAAAUGGCCCAAUAUGUAGGUGAAAAUUUAGACCAUAUUAUCCCUCCGGAACUUUAUCCUAAAAUAGUUCUUGUCACCCAAAAUGAGACCACUCUUUACGCAAAUGAUGGUAUGAAGGAGUAUUGGGGCCCGGCGGGUGAAUAUAGUCUACGGAAAAAAUCACUAGGUCAAAGUAUUCACAUUAGUGAUUUUUUCUGUGAAUCUAUCGGGCGUCUCAAACUUUCAGAACACGAAAGUUAUAUAAAUAACUUACUUCCUGAUUACAUGCAUCUUAAAUAUACCCAUGUAAAAGGUGAAGAUAAAAAACCUCGGCGUAAUGGUACAAAGCCUAAUAGUUCUGUGCAUAUAAUGAACUAUGAAGAUAGUAAUAGUGUAUUAAGACCUAAGAGAAUUAAACAAGUUCUUAAAGAACGAAAUUUAUGGAUACCAGGCCUUUUAAAAAAGUGUAAUAAUUGUAAAAAAAAUAAGCCUGAUCCAAACAACACAAACUGUUGUGCUUCGAAUAUUCUUUUAGCUCAACCUGACUUUGCAGCUCAAAAAUCACGCUUAAGAGAG
Messenger RNA from Dentiscutata erythropus, 1008 nucleotides. Lineage: Eukaryota; Fungi; Glomeromycota; Glomeromycetes; Diversisporales; Gigasporaceae. The record is from the annotation of a GenBank genome assembly.